This is a messenger RNA of Balearica regulorum gibbericeps (East African grey crowned-crane), 7041 nucleotides long. The record is from RefSeq and is a predicted model, not a curated record. NCBI's taxonomy places the organism in Eukaryota, Metazoa, Chordata, Aves, Gruiformes, Gruidae.
GCAUACUUCCGACAGGGUGUGGCCCUUCAGUAUCUUGGACGUCAUGCAGAUGCACUGGCAGCAUUUGCAUCAGGACUGGCUCAAGAUCCCAAGAGUCUUCAGCUUCUGGUGGGCAUGGUCGAGGCCGCCAUGAAAUCUCCCAUGCGAGAGUCCCUGGAGCCCACCUAUCAACAACUGCAGAAGAUGAAGCUGGACAAGAGCCCCUUUGUUGUGGUGUCUGUGAUUGGCCAGGAACUUCUGACCGCGGGCCACCAUGGGGCCUCUGUGGUGGUGCUGGAGGCUGCCCUGAAGAUCGGCACUUGCAGCCUAAAGCUGCGGGGAUCAGUGUUCUCUGCACUGAGCAGUGCAUACUGGUCCCUUGGGAAUACAGAGAAAAGCACUGGAUACAUGCAGCAGGACUUGGACGUAGCCAAGACUUUAGGUGACCAGACGGGAGAAUGCCGAUCCGCAUUCUUCUCCAAAGGAAAUUACCGGGAGGCCCUUACUAACCACAGACAUCAGCUGGUGCUCGCCAUGAAACUCAAGGACAGAGAGGCAGCGUCCUCAGCACUGAGCAGUCUGGGCCAUGUGUACACAGCCAUUGGGGACUACCCAAACGCACUGGCUAGCCACAAGCAGUGUGUCCUCCUUGCAAAGCAGUCCAAAGAUGAGCUCUCUGAGGCGCGGGAGCUGGGCAACAUGGGAGCAGUGUACAUUGCAAUGGGGGAUUUUGAAAAUGCGGUGCAGUGCCAUGAACAACAUCUUAAGAUCGCCAAGGAGCUGGGGAACAAGCGGGAGGAAGCUCGAGCCUACAGCAACCUAGGCAGUGCUUACCACUACCGGAGAAACUUCGACAAAGCCAUGUCCUACCACAACUAUGUGUUGGAGUUGGCCCAGGAGCUGGCUGAGAAGGCCAUUGAGAUGCGAGCUUAUGCUGGCUUGGGCCAUGCAGCUAGAUGUAUGCAGGAUCUGGAGAGGGCUAAGCAGUACCAUGAAGAACAGUUGCACAUCGCUGAGAGCCUGCAGGACCGAGCUGCUGAAGGCAGAGCCUCCUCUAAUCUAGGAAUCAUUCACCAGAUGAAAGGUGACUAUGACAAUGCACUACGGCUGCAUAAGACGCAUCUGUCCAUCGCUCAGGAGCUAAGCGAUUACGCGGCCCAGGGCCGGGCCUAUGGCAACAUGGGUAACGCUUACAACGCUCUCGGCAUGUAUGACCAGGCUGUCAAGUACCAUCGGCAGGAGCUGCAGAUUUCUAUGGAAGUGAAUGACCGUGCCUCUCAGGCAUCUACACAUGGGAACUUAGCAGUUGCUUAUCAAGCGCUGGGUGCCCAUGACCGUGCUCUGCAGCACUACCAAAAUCAUCUCAACAUUGCCCGGGAGCUGAGAGACAUCCAGAGUGAAGCACGGGCCCUCAGCAAUUUGGGCAACUUCCACUGCUCACGAGGAGAGUAUGUGCAGGCAGCCCCUUACUACGAGCAGUACCUGCGCUUGUCCCCAGAGCUGCAGGACAUGGAAGGGGAGGGGAAAGUUUGCCACAACCUUGGCUAUGCCCAUUACUGCCUUGGGAACUACGAGGAAGCUGUUAAGUACUACGAGCAGGAUCUUGCCUUAGCAAAGGACCUUCAUGACAAGCUGAGCCAAGCCAAAGCCUACUGCAACCUAGGCCUGGCCUUCAAAGCCUUGAUGGACUUCAGCAAAGCAGAGGAGUGUCAAAAGUACCUGUUGUCCUUGGCCCAGUCUCUGAAUAACUCCCAGGCUAAAUUCCGAGCUCUGGGAAACUUGGGGGAUAUUUUUGUCUGUAAAAAAGACGUAAAUGGUGCAAUAAAAUUUUAUGAGCAGCAACUGAGUUUAGCCCAUCAUGUUAAAGACAGGAGACUGGAAGCCAGUGCCUAUGCAGCCUUGGGCUCUGCAUACAGAAUGAUACAGAAGUGUGACAAGGCUUUAGGUUACCACACACAGGAGCUGGAGGUGUACCAGGAGCUGGGAGAUAUGCCGGGUGAAUGCAGAGCACAUGGUCACCUUGCUGCAGUGUAUAUGUCACUUGGGAAGUACACCAUGGCGUUCAAGUGUUACGAAGAACAGCUGGAGCUUGGGCAGAAGUUGAAGGACCCCAGCAUAGAAGCCCAAGUCUAUGGUAACAUGGGCAUUACCAAGAUGAACAUGAAUGUGAUGGAGGAAGCUAUUGGCUACUUUGAACAGCAGCUGGCCAUGCUGCAGCAGCUCAGUGGAAAUGAAUCCGUGUUAGAUCGAGGCCGAGCAUAUGGGAACCUGGGAGAUUGUUACGAGGCUCUGGGAGAUUUUGAGGAAGCUAUAAAGUAUUAUGAACAGUACCUGUCUGUGGCUCAAAGCUUGAACCGUAUGCAAGAUCAGGCAAAGGCCUACCGGGGCUUGGGCAAUGGGCACAGGGCUAUGGGAAGUUUGCAGCAGGCUCUGGUGUGCUUUGAGAAGAGGCUUGUGGUGGCACAUGAGCUGGGGGAGGCAUUUAACAAAGCCCAGGCCUACGGGGAGCUGGGGAGCCUGCACAGCCAGCUGGGGAACUACGAGCAAGCCAUUUCUUGCCUGGAGCGCCAGCUGAACAUUGCUCGAGAGAUGAAGGACCGAGCUCUGGAGAGCGAUGCUGCCUGCGGCCUUGGCGGGGUCUACCAGCAGAUGGGAGAGUACGACACAGCCCUGCAGUAUCACCAGCUAGACCUGCAGAUUGCGGAGGAGACCAACAACCCCACUUGCCAAGGCCGGGCCUACGGGAACCUAGGCCUGACCUAUGAGUCCUUGGGCACCUACGAGAGGGCAGUAGUUUAUCAGGAGCAGCACCUCAGCAUUGCAGCACAAAUGAACGAUCUUGUAGCCAAAACUGUGUCUUACAGCAGUCUGGGGAGGACUCAUCACGCCUUGCAGAACUACUCUCAGGCUGUGAUGUACCUGCAGGAAGGACUGAGGCUGGCAGAGCAGCUGGGACGCAGAGAAGAUGAAGCCAAAAUCCGCCAUGGCCUCGGCCUCUCCCUCUGGGCGAGUGGGAACCUGGAGGAGUCUCAGCACCAGCUGUACCGGGCCUCGGCACUGUUUGAAACCAUCCGACAUGAGGUGCAGCUGAGCACAGAUUACAAGCUGUCACUCUUCGACCUGCAGACAUCCUCCUAUCAGGCCCUGCAGCGGGUACUUGUCAGUCUCGGUCACCAUGAUGAAGCUCUGGCAGUAGCAGAGAGAGGACGAACGAGGGCGUUUGCUGACUUGCUCGUGGAACGCCAGACUGGGCAGCAGGACUCUGAUCCCUAUUCUCCAGUGACCAUUGACCAGGUCCUGGAGACAGUGAAUGGCCAGAGGGGACUUGUUCUCUACUACUCACUGGCUGCAGGUUAUCUGUACAGCUGGCUGCUGGCUCCUGGGGCAGGAAUUCUGAAAUUUCAUGAGUAUUAUCUGGGUGACAGCCUGACAGAAAAUGCCGGGGACUUCCAUGAAGCCAACAGCGUGACCCUGCAAACAAUAACAAACUCUGCACUGGAACAGUACAUCUCAAGUGUGCGGGAGGCUCUGGGUGUGGAUUCCUUCUAUACCCGAGCCUGUGCCAGUAGUGAGACUGAGAGUGAAGCUGGGGAUAUCAUGGACCAACAGUUUGAGGAGAUGAAUAACAAGCUGAACUCAAUGACUGAUCCGACUGGCUUCCUGAGGAUGGUCAGUAGGAACAAUCUCUUGAACAGGAGCUGUCAGAGCAUGACCAGUCUGUUCAGCAGUACCAUGUCUCCUGUUAAGGAUGGAACAUCAUCUCUUCCAAGGAGACAGACUUCCUUCACCAAGCCCCCUCUCCGUGCACUCUACGACUUAUUGAUAGGACCUAUGGAAGGAGGUUUGAUGCAUUCCAGUGGGCCUGUUGGCCGCCACCGCCAGCUGAUACUCGUUCUGGAGGGAGAACUGUACCUCAUUCCUUUUGCUCUUCUGAAGGGCAGUUCCUCCAAUGAGUACCUCUAUGAGCGCUUCAGCCUCAUUGCAGUGCCAUCCAUCCAGUCACUGAAUCCCGGCUCCAAGUCCCAUGCGAAGAAGAAUACUCCUGCUUACUCCAGUUCUACCUCAAUGGCAGCUGUCAUAGGAAAUCCCAAGCUCCCUUCAGCAGUUAUGGACAGGUGGCUAUGGGGACCUAUGCCCUCUGCAGAAGAGGAAGCAUAUAUGGUAUCUGAGUUACUUGGCUGCCAGCCCUUAGUUGGCAGUGCAGCAACAAAAGAGAGGGUCAUGAGUGCCCUCACUCAGGCAGAAUGUGUCCAUUUUGCAACCCAUGUCUCCUGGAAACUGGCUGCUUUGGUCCUGACACCUAACACUGACAGUAAUCCAGCCAGCAGCAAGAGUUCUUUUGGGAACCCCUACACAAUCCCAGAAUCCCUUCGGAUGCAGGAUGAUGCCAGUGAUGUGGAGAGCAUCUCAGACUGCCCUCCUCUUCAGGAGUUCCUGCUUACAGCAGCUGAUGUCCUGGAUCUGCGGCUUCCUGUCAAAUUAGUGGUUCUUGGCUCUUACCAAGAAUCCAACAGCAAAGUCACUGCUGAUGGAGUCAUUGGCUUGACAAGAGCAUUCCUGGCUGCUGGGGCUCAGUGUGUCCUAGUGUCACUCUGGCCUGUUCCUGUGGCCGCUUCCAAAAUGUUUGUGCAUGCCUUCUAUUCCUCCCUCUUAAAUGGGAUGAAAGCCAGUGCAGCCCUUGGAGAAGCAAUGAAAACUGUACAGAGCAGCAAGCAGUUCUCUCAUCCAUCCAACUGGGCAGCCUUCAUGCUUAUUGGGAGUGAUAUGAAGCUGAACAGCCCUUCUUCGCUAGUAGGACAGGCCCUGACUGAGAUUCUGCAGCACCCUGAAAGGGCACGAGAUGCUCUGCGUGUCCUGCUACAUCUGGUGGAGAAAUCACUGCAGCGAAUCCAGAAUGGGCAGCACAACUCAAUGUAUACCUCCCAACAAAGCGUGGAGAAUAAAGUAGGUGGCAUUCCAGGCUGGCAGGCACUACUCACUGCAGUAGGAUUUCGGUUGGACCCUCCAGCCAGUGGCCUCCCAGCAGCAGUGUUCUUCCCAACCUCUGACCCUGGUGACCGGCUACAGCAGUGCAGCACCACCAUACAGUCCCUCCUGGGUUUGCCUAACCCUGCACUUCAGGCACUUUGUAAACUUAUCACGGCUUCAGAAACAGGAGAACAGCUUAUCAACAGGGCUGUUAAAAAUAUGGUGGGAAUGCUGCAUCAAGUCCUGGUUCAACUUCAGGCAGGUGAGAAGGAGCAAGAUUUCUCCUCUGCACCAAUCCAGGUUUCCAUCAGUGUCCAACUCUGGAGGCUGCCUGGCUGUCACGAGUUUCUGGCAGCUCUAGGUUUUGACCUUUGUGAAGUCGGCCAGGAGGAGGUGAUUCUGAAGACUGGGAAACAAGCUAAUAGGAGGACCAUGCACUUUGCUCUACAAUCCUUGCUGGCACUUUUUGAUUCUACAGAGCUGCCUAAACGCCUUAGCCUGGACAGUUCCUCAUCACUAGAGUCACUCGCUUCUGCUCAGUCUAUUUCCAACCCUGUACCCCAGUAUCAAAACCCACCAUUCUCUCCUACUUGUCCAGACAGCAUUGCAUCAGAUGCCAUUUCUGUGUAUAGCCUGAGCUCCAUUGCUUCUUCCAUGAGUUUUGUUUCCAAGCCAGAGAGCAUGCCAGAUGGUGUGGGACACAGAGGACGCCAGGACUAUGAGAGGCCCAAGAACAUCUAUCCACACAGGUCUGCAGUACAGAGCCAGUUGUCACCACAAACCAGCACUGUAGCCAGCAAAGAUGAGGAAGAGUAUGAAGGUUUUUCUAUAAUCAGCAAUGAGCCUUUGGCCAGUUACCAAGAAAACAUAAAACCAAGAUUUUCCCCUGAUCACAAACAGCCCAAAACUGGUCAGACUGGAGGCAUUAAAGAGUCUGUCAACUCCAAAGGGAGCAUAAGCACCCCAAAUUCUCCGGUUAAAAUGACUCUUAUUCCCAGUCCAAAUUCACCUUUCCAGAAAGUUGGGAAACUUGCAAGUUCUGACACUGGGGAAUCUGACCAGUCUAGCACUGAGACUGACAGCACUGUCAAAUCCCAGGAAGACAGUAAUCCAAAGCUUGAUCCGCAAGAGCUGGCACAAAAAAUUCUGGAGGAAACUCAGAGUCACCUCAUUGCUGUUGAACGUCUUCAGAGAAGCAGCAGCCAGAUAAACAAGAGCAACAAUUCAGAUGAUGGGUCUUCCACCCCAGGAGGUGUGUCUGCUUUCAGAUCUUCAGAGACUAGUGCAUUCAGUCGGCCAAUCAGCUCUAGUCAGAAGAAUCAGUCUUCACCUCUUGCAAUUAAACCAAAGCCUCCAACAAGGAGUUCGUCCCUUCAGAAAGUGAGUUCUGGCUAUAAUAGCCCUACGACAUCGGAGAUGUCAAACAAAGAAGGCUCAGGCCAAUAUAGUGGGCAGCCAUCUCCAAGUUGUGAUUCACACGGGUCCUUAACUGAGCAGCCUCACUUUAAACUCAAGUACCCCAGCUCUCCCUACAGUGCUCAUAUUUCUAAAUCACCCAGAAAUAUCUCUCCAAGCUCAGGGCAUCAGUCUCCUGGUGGCAGCACUCCAUCUCCUGCUCUUUCUUAUUCCUCAGCUGGUUCUGCUCGCUCAAGUCCAGCUGAUGCCCCAGACAUAGACAAAUUAAAAAUGGCUGCCAUUGAUGAAAAAGUGCAAGCAAUUCACAACUUAAAGAUGUUCUGGCAAAGCACUCCCCAUCACUCCGCUGGCCCAAUAAAGAUUCUCCGAGGAGCUCCUGGAACAAUGACAUCUAAGAAAGAUGUCCUCAGCUUGCUCAAUUUAUCUCCGCGGCACAACAAAGAAGAAAGCGCAGAUAAGCUGGAACUGAAGGACCUGUCUAUUGAGCAACACCUUGCUUCUCCACAAAAGAACCCUCCAAAUGGACACAGGCGCCCUGAAACUACAAAUGCAGUGACAUCAACUCAUUCUCCACCUUCCAGUAGCACUCCAGGAACUGCACGCCCCUUGAGGCUGCCAUCUGGGAACGGUUAUAAAUUUUUGUCACCGGGAAGAUUUUUUCCUUCCUCCAAAUGUUGA